CAGCGCCCGGAAGUAAUCUACGCCCAGAUUAAAGAUCAACCGCCUACAUGAGUGAACGAACGCACGCCCGCGGCCGCGCGCGCGCGCCUCGUGAAACAAGCCUAGAUCUUGAUCGAGAGAUGGAGAUGCGGAGAAGGAACUACUGUGCUGUGCCGUACGGGAGAUGGAGAGACCGUGGCGGGACGAGGGAGGAGCGAGGAGCGGAUUCAAAUCGGUCCGUCAUGCCGGGAACGUGCAGAUGAGACCCGAGUGCGGUACGAGCUGAGAUUCGUCACUCGCGAGUUGCAGGAGAGAAGGCCAAGGAGAGGCGGGGGAUCUGGGGUAAGGAUGGAUGGAUGGAUGGAGAGUCAGGGGCACGAGGAGGAGAAGAAGAAGAACGGUCUGGAAGCUCGACGCUGUGUAGGGGAGGUUCGGGAUGCUGCUUAUCUCGUGCAACAGCGAGGCACGGACGGGUUCGAGAGAGAGGUGAACGGAGGAUAAAUUGCACAGAGGGUCGGGGAGGGGAGAGGUGUUUCGUUUGGAGAGCUGAGGCGACCGCGUUGUUGGUUGGCGUGGCGGAUGCAAUAUACUUUCCAUAUUGCUACGCAGGUUCGGGGACCCUGCAUCUCGUAUGUAACUCGUUUCGAACUGCUGUGUUCCUGUUCUGGGCGUGCAAAUACGCUGCUGCAGCAUUGCGCGCUCGCAAAAUCUCUCAAUUGUCUCAUAUGAUGGAUGGAGAUUGUGGCGAACUUGAGGAGGGACAAAGCACUUGCAUUCCCGAUGUAAUCCUUGAACGUAAGGAGGGAGGCACGACAGCUGUGCCGUUCGGAUGCUUCGCUGAGCGAGAAUCUGAUACCAAGGAUUAUCAAUCCUCUUGGCUCUGCUGCGAGGGAGUUGAGCAUUCCUUGGUGAUAGACGACGCACAUAUGCUGUGCGAUGGUAUACCCUAUCUCUGUGGGAGAGUUCGUAAAGGUUUUGCCAUAGAAGCCCAGUUUUGGCAUGUGCGCGUAUCCACACUCGAAAUAGACUUCAUCAGGUAAAAUAUAGAAGCUCAAUCAAUACCAUAUACCUCCAAGACGGGGACUGGUGAUGACGCAUUGCCCAAGCGAUCUGAUAGCUCGGUCUCCACAUGGUUGGAUGUUGAGAUUCUUGGGACGCACGAUGUAACUCCAAACUGCGGGACGUUGAAUCUGAGGUGAGGUGAAGAUAAGGUUGAGAUGAAAAGGGAUCAAUAUAA
Mollisia scopiformis is the source of this 1216-nucleotide messenger RNA. RefSeq lists its product as uncharacterized. The record is from RefSeq and is a predicted model, not a curated record. The coding region runs from base 336 to 1019 and encodes 227 amino acids. The transcript is spliced from 3 exons. Lineage: Eukaryota; Fungi; Ascomycota; Leotiomycetes; Helotiales; Mollisiaceae.